GUCUAUGGUUCACGUGGUUCACCACAGUGGUUCACAUCUUGAAGUUUCUGCAAAAAGGAUUUUGAGUGGUGUUACAUAUGUCCAAAUCUUCUAUAAAAAUACUUAUUAUUUACAAAACCUACCACUUAAUUACAUUGAUUGCCAUAGAAGAUGUGUUAUUAUUAUGUUUAGGAAGGUCGCCGUAGGGAUUUCUGGAGGUGUAGAUAGUGCGGUAGCUGCAUUCCUUCUCAAGGGAGCCGGAUUUCAAGUGGAAGGGGUAUUUAUGCGCAACUGGGAUAACAAUUAUGAAGCUGGAUAUUGUUCAGAUGAAAAAGACUUUGAAGAUGCAAUGUUUGUUUGCCGUAAGCUAGACAUACCAUUACAUAGGGUUUACUUCAUCAAGGAAUAUUGGAAUGAUGUCUUUAGUAUAUUACUGAAUGAAUACCAAUCUGGACUGACACCAAACCCUGAUAUAUUAUGCAAUAGAUAUAUUAAAUUUGACAGCUUUUUUGAACAUUGCAGGAGAAAUUUAGCAGUGGAUGCAAUCGCUACUGGACAUUAUGCAAAUACAUCUUUUGGUCCAUUUCUUGAAAAGUAUUCAGAAAAUGAAGGAGUUCGAUUGUUACAACCAGCAGAUAAACACAAAGAUCAAACAUUCUUUUUGUCACAAGUAAAGCCUUUUUCUUUAAGAAGAUGUAUGUUUCCUUUAGCAAACAUACUGAAAAGCAAAGUAAGAGAAAUCGCUAAAGUGGAAGGUCUUUUGAAUGUAGCUAACAAAAAAGACAGUACAGGAAUUUGUUUUAUAGGAAAAAAAAACUUUCAAGAUUUCAUUGAAGAAUAUAUUGAAACAAAAAAAGGUUUAUUUAUAGACAUAGACAGUGGUAAAGAAGUUGGAAAACACAGUGGCCUUCAUAAAUGGACUGUUGGGCAAAGAUGCUGCCUGGCUAACUGCAAACAAGCCUAUUUUGUAUUUAAGAAAGAUUUGGAGUCAAAUAAUAUUUAUGUGGUUGCUGGUACAAGUCAUACAGCUUUAUGGAAUAAGUUAUGCUUCACUGACAAUGCUCAUUGGAUAUAUAGUGAACCACCUGAUUUACAUUGCAAUAAUGUAUUAGAAUGUUAUUUUAGAUUUCAACAUACAAAACCAUUGGUUCCUUGUAAAGUUGUUAAAAAUUAUGAGGGUUUAACUAUUAUACUAAAAACUAAUUUAAGAGCUAUUACAGAAGGACAAUAUGGGGUUCUGUACAAAAAUGGAGAAUGUCUUGGUAGUGCAAAGAUUAAAGAUAUAUGUCAUAAUUUAAAAUUUUCACAUAAUUAUUGAUAGAAUCUUUAUAUUUUUUUGUAAAAAAGUUUCAUUUAUGCUUUUCUUUUUAAAUUUAUUCACCAAGGUUUAAAAAAUCUAGUGGGUAAAUUUGACAGUUUUGUAUAAUCUGAUGUGAAGUUGACUGUAUUUAAAAACAUGAAAUUGGAUUUUGUGUAAAUAAUUUUAAAUACAUAAUAAAUAGACAACAAUCAACAUAGCUUUGAUCUCAAACUGAAAGGCUCAAAGCCUGUAAUAAAGAGCUGAAACACUCAAGUUUCUAUAACAACCCAGUCCUGAGAAAAAGAAAGUUUGUUUUCUAUAUUUAUCCAGACUUCUAUGUAUAUGGUCUACAUUAUCCUGUCCAGGAAUACCAUCGGAGCUUGCAAUACCUUGAAAUUGUCACACAAAAACUAAAAAAAAUGUCAUAGUACUCCUAGCAAAGUCUAAGGGAUCUUCAAAAUAUAUUCCAUCUUAAAACAGUAAAUAUUUUCUUUUUCUUAUUUUAAAAAUAGCUUUUGUUUGGUUUGGGCAAAUCUAAGAGUAGUAUGAUAUAGUCUUUUUUUAUUAAAAGAUAUGUUUUAUUGCAUUGAGUUUUGGCUGAUAAAAGUGGUAUUAAAUUAUUAUACUA
Molecule: messenger RNA, 1907 nt
Organism: Diatraea saccharalis (sugarcane borer)
Lineage: Eukaryota; Metazoa; Arthropoda; Insecta; Lepidoptera; Crambidae
Source: the annotation of a GenBank genome assembly